ACGCCGGUGCCGGACAGACUCUCGGCUCAGCGGGGCUCCAGCACACAGCAGAUGCGGAGCCGGGAUGUGGUGCGCGUUGCUGCCUGUUGUUUGUCCUCUGUGCAUCGAUUUUACUGUAAAACCGAACAAGAAGCAAAACAAAGUGCGUGCAGGAAGGAGACUGAAGUCGCACUCCGGCUGUGGAUGAAGCUGCAGACGGAUGAAAGUGGAGAGAAAGUAAAUGUGGAGAGACUUUUGUUGGAGACUCGUCUCUGGACUGCAGCUCGCCGGUUCUUUGUGCGGCGUGUUGCAGCUUUAACCAUUUGGGCAGAAAGGCCUCCAAGAUAGAUUCCCUCAGGAGUAAAGUGGACUUGCUGCGCCUCCCUCUGGCCCUCUCCUCCAAGUCCAUCAACAACUGCAAGUCCCAGUUGGGCGUGGCCUGGGAGAAGGGCGGUGGCUCGGGGACGGGAGUGGCCUGGAAGCUCCGCCCACCGCCGGCCUCUGAUAUGGACAACGAGUCGACGUACUCGGGCUACUCCUACAAGUCGUCCCACUCGAGAAGUUCCCGCAAGCACAGAGAGAGAAGGGACAGGCAUCGCUCUAAGAGUCGUGACGGCACCAUCCGUGGAGAUAAAUCGGUGAUCAUCCAGGCACCAGGGGAGCCGCUGCUGGACGCUGAGUCCACCAGAGGAGACGACAGGGAUGACAACUGGGGUGAAACCACCACAGUGGUCACCGGCACCUCUGUGGACAGCAUCUCCAACGAGGACCUGACACGCAUCUCUAAGGACUUGGAGGACUCUUCGCCACUCGAAUGCCGCCGUUACCUCAGCCCAGCAUUAGGAGCCAUCCUGGGGCUCAUCUCUCUGAUCACUCCUCUGGCUUUCCUGGCCCUCCCACAGCUCCUGUGGCGGGAAACGCUGGACCCUUGCGGCACGCCAUGCGAGGGUCUUUACAUUUCUCUGGCCUUCAAGCUCCUCAUCCUCCUCAUCUCCACGUGGGCGCUGUUUCUCCGCCCGCCCAGGGCCGCUCUGCCACGCUUCUUUGUCUUUCGCUGUCUGCUGCUGGCGCUGGUCUUCCUCUUCGUGGCUUCCUAUUGGCUGUUCUACGGGGUGCGGGUGCUGGAGCCCAGAGAGACGGACUACAGGGGGAUUGUGGGAUACGCGGCAUCUUUGGUGGACGCGCUGCUGUUCAUUCAGUACCUGGCUCUGGUGCUGCUGGAGGUCAGACAUCUACAGCCGGCUUUCUGUCUGAAGGUUGUGAGGACCACAGAUGGAAUCAGCCGCUUCUACAAUGUGGGGCAUCUCAGUAUUCAACGGGCAGCUGUGUGGGUUCUGGACCAGUAUUACAGCGACUUCCCCGUCUACAAUCCUGCCCUGCUUAACCUGCCCAAGUCCAUCCUCACCAAGAAGAUGUCUGCCUUCAAAGUCUACAACCUGGGGGACGAGAACAACACCAAUAACUCCACAGGGCAGUCCAGAGCCAUGAUCGCAGCCGCUGCCCGGAGACGAGACAACUCCCACAACGAGUACUACUAUGAGGAGGCGGAGGUGGAGCGAAGGGUCCGCAAACGCAAGGCCAGGCUGGUGGUGGCAGUAGAAGAAGCUUUCACCCACAUUAAACGUCACCAGGAUGAAAAUGCAGCGACAUCCUCACCCAAACACCCGCGGGAGGUGAUGGACCCCAGAGAAGCAGCUCAGGCCAUCUUCGCCCCCAUGGCCCGAGCCAUGCAGAAAUACCUCCGGGCCACCAGGCAGCAGUCCUACCACACCAUGGAGAGCAUCAUCAACCAUCUGCAGUUCUGCAUCACGCACAAUAUGACCCCCAAGGCUUUCCUUGAGCGUUACCUCAUCGUCGGUCCCACCCUGCAGUACCUGGACAACAGCAAGGGGCGCCAGUGGACUCUAGUGAGCGAGGAGCCGGUGACGGCGUCUUUACGUCAAGGUCAGGUCUUCUGCCUGAGACGCCUCGACUUCUCCUUAGUCGUCACGGUAACGCCUCUUCCCUUCCUGCGUCUGGGCGAGGAGUUCAUCGACCCCAAAAGCCACAAGUUUGUCAUGAAGCUCCAGUCAGAGACGUCUGUGUAGGAGGAGGAGGAGGAGGAGGAUCACUGGACGGGAAAAAGCAGCAGGAGGAGGAUGAGUCAGAAUACUAAUGUCAGGGUGUUUCUUUUUUAUACCGUUUAGUAUUACAUAGCUGUCUUUCAUGAUUAUUGUUUCUUGAUAACUGCUGCAUCCAAAUAUGCAAAGGUUAAAAUAUAAGCAUACAGAGAGGAUGACGUCAGGCAGCAAAAAUACCCCAUCACUGACUUUGUUCCUCUUCUUUUUUAGAGAAACAAAAACAAAUCUCGAUGCUCGUUUCUGUAAAUGCUGACUGUGAACUUCUCUUAAUGCACUGACGUUGCUUCCCUUUAUAGUGAGGAACACUGGUGUUUGGUCGCAUUUCCGUACAAAUGUAAUAAAUUCUUUUGAUAAAAAUGCUAUCCUUUUGGUUAAAAAUGAACACCUAGAUCUUGAGUCACUUGUUUUUGUUUACCAGUGUUGGAUGCCUUUUUUGUACACGGUCAGACUUGAGAGGCUUCACUUCAACCAGCUUUUUCUUAGAACUGAGUGUUGUUCCUCUUUUCCUUUCUAUUCUUUGUCAACUUGGCCUCCAAAGGCAAGAACCAACACAAAAGAACAGUGUGCCUUUUGUGUUGUGAUAUGAAACUGCUUUGGAACUGCUUCCAGUAUUUUGGAAUCCACUGAAAAAUUGUCUUAAAAAAUGCACAAACCUACUGAGUUCACAUUUAGGAAGAGCUCCACCGACAGAAAUCCAUUCAUUUUUUUGUCUUGCGAUCCUGCCGAUCUUGUUUAUCUUUUGGAACACCGAUGAGGUUUUAAUCUCGCACCUUGAUGUCAAUGAAUGUCUUUAGCAAAGUAACUUUAUGUGUGGUUGGAUGAAGUGGGAAACUAUUCCAAAGCUCUUGUUCUUGAAGCAUGUCAGGAACCAUCUGCUAUAUGCACUGGAUCUCCUGCAUCGUGUCAGAAUGGGGACUGUUCAAUUUGAAUUUCAUUGUGGCACACAGGGUGUCGACUAUGUUGGUGCUGCCAAAACACUCACAUUUUUGUUAUUGUAUGCCCCGAAUGUUGUCCCUCCGACGCUUCAGGAUUUCACAGUAGAACUCGCUAUGAUCCAAGAAAACGAUCACGGUGAGCAAUCCUGUGAAUGCUGAGGUUGUGCGCUCUUUACUUCAGUUUUGGAGUCUUCAUGCUUUUGCUCUGAGAAUAUUUGUUGUUUGGUCUCUGGCUGGUAGCUGCAGACCUGAAGGUUGGGCCUGAAUCCUCGCAGACUUCGCACCUGCUAGUGAUCACUAAAACCCAGUUCCAGAGCGUUAUUGCUCCCCGUUGUGUGAUUGUGAUUGUUCUUGCACAACAGAACAUUAAGUUUUUGAUUGAAUAUCCCUAAAUCUGCUUCUGCCAGCCAAUGAUUUUGUUGUGUUUUUGUUUAAAAUAGAAUAAUUCAUCAGCUGCCAGAAUAGGUGCAAAGUUAAAUACACUAAUCACUCAUAUUAGGUUUCCUGGAUGUGUGCUUUAACACUGAAGCUGCUGUAUAUAGUCGGGGUCAUCAGCAGGCCCAGAGCAGGUUAAUCCAGCCUUUUGUGUAUCUUUUAAUUCAAAGAUGUCCUUUUGACACUACAGAUAGAGAUUGUUGUGCCACUCACAAGUUUACGUGUACAUGCAGUUUUCUAAGCUUGUAUUUUCUUGUUCUAUUUUUAAAAUUUGAACUUUGUCACUUUGUUAUAUGACAAACUAAACUCCUAACACUCGUCUCUGAAGGACGUUGUCUUUGAAAGCCAGAGGAUAAGGAUGUUGCAUUUUGUUUUCAUGAACAAAGUAGGACUGGAAUGUUUUUAAUAAAUAAUCUCAUGUGAAGUUAGUCAUAUGAGUCACAAAAGUCACAA
Acanthochromis polyacanthus (spiny chromis) is the source of this 3922-nucleotide messenger RNA. RefSeq names its product vang-like protein 2. NCBI's taxonomy places the organism in Eukaryota, Metazoa, Chordata, Actinopteri, Pomacentridae. Gene Ontology annotation, cellular component: plasma membrane. The transcript has 8 exons. The record is from RefSeq and is a predicted model, not a curated record. The coding region runs from base 486 to 2066 and encodes 526 amino acids. Gene Ontology annotation, biological process: multicellular organism development; Wnt signaling pathway, planar cell polarity pathway; establishment of planar polarity.